AUGUCGUGUGUCCCAUGCGCGAGACCUCCCAUUCUGGACAAGAGACUCUGGCUUAAAGAAGUAAUUCAGACGUCCCGCGAGGGUGCUCGAAAAUUCCGACCUAAUAAUGAGCUGGGUUGCUGUGCCCAGGUACUUUCCUUGCUGGGUGAUUGUACGACUGCUAUUCACAGUUUGUAUACGCAAGCAAUCUCAGAGGGAGAAUUUGCCCAGACGAGGAGCUAUCUUCAUCAGCAGCUCGACGAGGCGAUGACAGCACUCUUACGCCCUGACGACGAUGGCAACCGUAAGCCAUCGCGCAAUGACUUGGCAUUCGUCGCCCUGGUUCAAAAUGAAGAGUUGGACGGGAUUGUUUACUCCAUUGCUACAAUAGAGCAGAUCCAUAGGGAGCCAACGGAUGGCGGAGUGGCAUUUUUAAUGGGUCAAACACCCGUCGGACUUGGGCUAUCACCAAAUGUGUCGAUGGUAUUCAGGAAUUUCUACAAACAUCCGGCAUUUGACAACAUUCGGUAUUAUUGGCGGGUGGAACCGUGGAUCCAGUUUUUCUGCGCCGUCGAGUACGACGUGUUUCAAUACAUGUCGGAUAACUACAAAGUCUACGGAUUUACACUCAAGGUAUACGACGAUCCCAUGACCCUGCCGUCGUUAUGGCCGCAGACACUUGAUUUCAUCGCCGCAAACCCUCAACAUCUCAGCCAUCCACGUGCCAUUUACGGAGUAAAUUCGAAAUUGGCGACCUCGAAUUCUGGCGACUCUGCCUACGAGUCUUUCUUCCAGGCUUUGGAUCGAACGAGCGGGUUUUCUAUGAACGAUGGGGAGACGCACCGGUCCACAGCAUCGCGCUGGGGCUUUUCACGAAUGUCGCGAGAAUUCACUGGUUUGAAAACCCCAUCGGGUGGAAGCCCUGCUCGUAUGAUGUUGCUCGCUGACGCUGCGUACUAG
This is a messenger RNA of Exophiala oligosperma, 939 nucleotides long. RefSeq lists its product as uncharacterized. Lineage: Eukaryota; Fungi; Ascomycota; Eurotiomycetes; Chaetothyriales; Herpotrichiellaceae. The transcript is spliced from 4 exons. Gene Ontology annotation, molecular function: alpha-1,2-mannosyltransferase activity. Gene Ontology annotation, cellular component: Golgi apparatus; membrane. The record is from RefSeq and is a predicted model, not a curated record. Bases 1 to 939 code for a protein of 312 amino acids. Gene Ontology annotation, biological process: protein O-linked glycosylation; cell wall mannoprotein biosynthetic process; protein N-linked glycosylation.